UUUUGCUUACUGAUGCACAAAACAAAACACAUUUUAUUCAGACUGGCUCAGUGAUGGAGAAAGAUCUAGAAAGUGCCAGAGAGCAGGGAGAGAGAAAGAAACCAAUUGGUUGUCAGUUGCCCCACUGAUAAGACACUUCUGUUUUUAUCUCUUAAAAAACAUGCCCUAUAACAGGGGGUUACACAAAACCAAAACAUGGUGUAGGCAUGGUCUUGUUUACAACAUAAGCCAAGAGUUGAAACCUGAUUUCUGAUCAACGGCUCGGGACCAACAGUCCUUAUUCAGGAGCCCUUGAAGCCGGUUUGACCACUCCUCAGGCUUUCUCUUUGAGGAAGUAUUUUUUUUAAACUACUAACCUACAUACAGGCACUCCAAUAAAAGACAUUCAAGACGGCGUCUUCCCAAAUCACAGCAUCAUGGAGCACAGCUCAAGGCCAGCGGUGAAGCUGAACCUCUUGAAUGGAGCCCUGGUAAAGGCCAGACCAAAACCCCCAGCAAGAGAGCAGUGGGCCAAUAAGCUUGAGUUUCUCCUGGCCGUGGCAGGGCACAUUAUUGGCUUGGGCAACGUGUGGAGGUUUCCUUACUUGUGCUACAAGAAUGGAGGAGGGGCAUUUUUUGUGCCAUAUGUGCUGUUUCUCUUCACCUGUGGCAUCCCACUUUUCUUUUUGGAGACUUCGCUGGGCCAGUUCACCAGUCAGGGUGGAAUCACAUGCUGGAGGAAAAUAUGUCCGCUCUUUGAAGGUCUUGGUUUUGGCAGUCAAGUAGUUGUCCUCUAUACUGGAGUCUAUUACAUUAUUAUACUUGCUUGGGCUUUCCUUUACCUCUUCUCAUCCUUCACUUCAGAACUGCCAUGGGCAAGCUGUAACAACUACUGGAACACACCAAGCUGCAUGGAGUUCAGCGAGAGCAACACUACUGAAUAUUCUCCAAAUAAAACCACAUCUCCUGUUAUAGAGUUUUGGGAGAGAAGGAUUUUGGGUUUGUCUGGGGGAAUUGAACAGAUUGGUAAUGUGAGAUGGGACUUGGCUCUUUGCCUCCUGCUGGCCUGGAUCAUCUGUUAUUUCUGUGUGUGGAAGGGAGUGAAGUCCACAGGCAAGGUGGUGUACUUUACGGCUACCUUCCCUUAUUUAAUGUUGAUAGUAUUGCUGGUUCGAGGACUUACUCUGCCUGGAGCAAUAAAUGGCAUCGCCUUCUACCUCUACCCUGAUCCAUCACGUCUCAAAGACCCACAGGUGUGGAUGGAUGCAGGAAGCCAGAUAUUUUACUCCUAUGGAGUUUGUACAGGAGUACUGACUGCACUGGGAAGCUACAACAAAUAUGACAACAACUGCUACAGGGACUGUGUAUACCUGUGUCUGCUCAACAGCUUAACUAGCUUUGUGGCUGGUUUUGCUAUAUUUUCAGUCCUUGGCUUUAUGGCAGAUGAACAGGGGGUGGAUAUUUCAUUGGUGGCUGAGUCAGGUCCUGGUUUGGCAUUUAUCGCUUACCCCCGUGCUGUAGCUCUAAUGCCCUUGCCUCAAUUAUGGGCGAUUUUCUUCUUUAUCAUGAUCAUAUUUCUGGGACUGGAUAGUGAGUUUGUGUAUCACGAAGCCCUGGUUACAUCCAUCUCAGAUAUGUAUCCCUCAUUCUUCCAAGUUGGACAUCGGCGUAAAUUUCUUCUCCUCUUCAUUUGUUCUGUCAGCUUUUUUGUUGGUCUGCUGAUGGUAACAGAGGGUGGUCUGUAUGUCUUCCAGCUUUUCGACUAUUAUGCCUGUAGUGGAAUGACUCUUCUCACUUUCGCCAUCCUUCAGUCCAUCUGUGUUGGAUGGGUUUAUGGAGCGGACCGUCACUAUGAUUGCAUUGAGGAUAUGAUUGGAUAUCGGCCAUGGCCCUUUAUGAAGUGCUGCUGGAAAUAUCUAACACCAGCUAUAUGUACAGGAACUUUUAUCUUCUCCUUGGUUAAAUACACCCCUCUGAAGUUCAACAAUGAGUAUGAGUACCCCUGGUGGGGUUACGCCAUCGGUGGCUUCUUCACCCUUUCCUCCACCCUGUUAGUUCCACUGUGGAUGAUUUAUUUGGUCGGCACCACUCCAGGGUCUAUGAGACAGAGAGUGAGAGCAUUGUGCACCCCAGCUGAAGAUCUUCCAGAUCCAAAACGUCCAAAACAGAAGCUAAACGCCGCUACUUUUGAGACAUUCACAGACCUGUUGACUUUACGAACUGUACACAUACAGAACUCUUUACCUCACAGAGACGAUGUCUGACUGCCCACCGCUUAAGUUUUCUUGUUUUUGACCUCAUGUUCUGUGACAAACAUUUUUUUUUUUGACAUAUUGUCAUGUAAUUUUCAUCAUAACGUAUCAUAUGAUGGUUAAGGUACAGUAAUGUUUAUCCAAAGAACAGUUUAUCGUACAGUUAGCUAAGAAAGUAAUUAUGUGUGAGCUGACAAGAAAAGGCUUUUUUAAAAUGUAUAAUUGUAAUAAAUGUACUGAAGCUUUACUUACAAAAAUCUCUUUAAGGAGUGGAGUGUGUUUGUCUAAUGUUUAAAUAUGUAUAAAAUAUGAAGUUUACAAUGAGGUUGGGAUUAAAUAUAUGUAUUAUAUAUCUAUUGUUGUUUGUUUUGCCGUAUUUGCCAAGGUGAAAUGUAAUAAGUGUUGUGUAGUACUUUUAUUCAGUUAUUUUCCUAUGGUUGGUUAAGUAUUCAAAGUAAAGAAAAAAAAAAACUGAUACGCUUUUUGCAGGAUCGCCAUCUGCUGGGUAUAUAAUGACAUUUCAGCAAUAACACUGACUCUUCCAGAAACUAAUAAUGUAGGGGAAAUUAUUAUAGAUUACAUAUAAAAAAUCUAAAUAACUGACUGGACAGCUAGGAACCUUUACAUACCCGAGCAUAGACUCCAUAGAAUGCAAAAAAAGUAUUUGUUUGUUGAUGGAUUGGAAUUUUUCUUCUCCCUAAAAUAAGCAGUUAACAGCACUUAAACAAUAUUUUGCUAUAUUAAUAAAGAAACUAAAAAGUAAAGGAAAAACGUCUGGAGGUAAAUAAAUGCACCGUCUGCUGGAUGUUUAAUAUUUUUUUCUGCGCUCAUGCCAGUGUAUUUCUGUUCUUUCACCAUGCAGGGUUUUGUUUAAUAGCUCCAUCUACUGGACAAGUUUAGAUCCACCUUAUGCACCAGUCUGGUUAAUGGAUGAUACGGUCACUCAAUCCAAAGCACAUUUAAAAAAGCAAAAUAUGCAUCAUAUUUAUUGAAAGUGGCACUACUGAUUUUUAUGAUCAUUU
This is a messenger RNA of Danio aesculapii, 3253 nucleotides long. It is a transcript of the gene slc6a22.2, whose product is annotated as solute carrier family 6 member 22, tandem duplicate 2. Lineage: Eukaryota; Metazoa; Chordata; Actinopteri; Cypriniformes; Danionidae. Gene Ontology annotation, biological process: sodium ion transmembrane transport. The transcript is spliced from 16 exons. The record is from RefSeq and is a predicted model, not a curated record. Gene Ontology annotation, cellular component: membrane. The coding region runs from base 417 to 2243 and encodes 608 amino acids.